Molecule: messenger RNA, 1130 nt
Organism: Aspergillus ochraceoroseus IBT 24754
Lineage: Eukaryota; Fungi; Ascomycota; Eurotiomycetes; Eurotiales; Aspergillaceae
Exons: 3
Coding region: 25-885 (286 amino acids)
Biological process (GO): thiamine biosynthetic process
Source: RefSeq, a predicted model, not a curated record
AUCAUUGGCAGCGGCAAGGUCGACAUGGGCUUCAAGGCCAUGAUCCAUACACUUGCGGCCAAAGCUCGUAACUUCCCCGUGACCUCAAUUGGCUCUCUUCUCGAUGAGCCUUUCACUGGGGUGGUAUACCUCAAGGACAGCGGAAUCACCGAGGACUUCCGCACCUUGAAGGGUAAAAGAAUCGGCUAUGUUGGGGAGUUUGGAAAGAUUCAAAUCGACGAACUCACCAAGUACUACGGCAUGACUGCAGACGACUACACCGCUGUCCGCUGCGGCAUGAACGUUACUAAAGCAAUCAUCAACGGUACUAUCGACGCCGGCAUCGGCCUCGAAAACGUGCAAAUGGUUGAGCUGGCCGAAUGGCUUGCGACCCAGAACCGCCCCCGCAGCGACGUCCAAAUGCUCCGCAUCGACCAGCUUGCCGAACUAGGCUGCUGCUGCUUCUGCUCCAUUUUGUAUAUCGCCAAUGACGCCUUCCUGGCCGCUAACCCAGAGAAAGUACGCAAGUUCAUGCGCGCCGUGAAACGGGCAACGGACUAUGUUCUCGCGAGCCCGAAAGCAGCUUAUGAGGAAUUCAUCGAUAUGAAGCCAAUCAUGGGUACACCCGUGAACCAGAAGAUCUUCGAGCGUUCUUUCGCUUAUUUCAGUCGCGACUUGAAGAAUGUACAGCGUGACUGGGCGAAGGUUACCAAUUAUGGAAAGCGCCUGGACAUCCUGGAUGCCGGGUUCGUCCCCAACUAUACGAACGAGUAUCUUUCCUGGCCGUUGGAUGGGGACUCGGCUGAUCCAUUGGGUGAUCAGAAGCGCAUGGCGGUGUUGCAGGAGAAGGUUGCGGUCGAAGGUGGGUUCAGACGGUUGGAAGUCGUUGCAGCUGCUCCUGCUUAAAAAAAAGAAGCUCUUGCCUAAGUUGAGUUUUCUUUUUUACUUGUGAUUUUGUGGUCUUUGUCCUAUCGCUCAUUGGGAGAGAUCUUGCUCUCAUUUUACUGGGGAAGAACCGAUCUUCCAAGCUCAAUGUAGCUUGCUAGACCACGUAGCUAUUUGCAUUCCUUAUCAGACACCGGUAGCAAUUGAGGACCAUUUAUCUCAAACUAUAUUCGUAUUUUCAUUAUCAUCCACACAUGUGUAGUUGC